UGAUAUAAACAUUAGAAACUCGAGGAUAAGCUUCCACACAAAAAGAAAAGAAAAUGGAUUGGAGUUAUGACAACUUACUUGCCAGCUUUAGCCUUCUCUUCUUGGCAACUAUAGUACUUCUGCUGCUGAAUCAGAGAAAAGCUAGACAUGGAGCCAAUCGGCGACGACCACCAGGGCCAAAGGCUUGGCCGAUCUUCGGUAACAUAUUGGAUCUUGGAUCCAUGCCACAUAGGACCUUAUACAAACUAAGAUUCAAGUACGGCCCUGUACUUUGGUUAAGACUCGGCUGCGCUAACACACUGGUUAUACAAUCUGCCAAGGCAGCUGAAGAACUGUUCAAGAAUCAUGACAUCACUUUCAGCGACCGGAAAGUUGCAGAAUCUUGGACAGCUCAUAAUUACUAUCAGGGUUCGCUUUCUCUUGGCCGAUAUGGCUCCUACUGGCGGUUUCUUCGCCGUAUAGUCACCGUUGAGCUCAUGACCAGCAAGAAAAUCAAUGAGUCCACUUUGAUUCGCCAAAAGUGCAUAGACAAGAUGACAGAGUAUAUUGAGGAGGAUGUGGCCGCGGCAAAUGCAAAAGGAGAUUCAGGGGAGGUGGUGGUUGCUCAUUAUGUAUUUGUAAUGGCAUUUAAUUUGAUAGGAAAUCUUGUUCUCUCAAAGGAUCUUUUGAAUGCUCGGUCCAAAGAGGGAACUGAGUUCUCUGGUGCCAUGGAUGAGGUUAUGGAGUGGGGUGGGAAGCCAAAUAUUGCUGAUUUUUUCCCGUUUUUGAAAGGUCUGGAUCCUCAAAGAGUAAAAAAGAACAUGAAGGUAGCUUUAGGAAUAACCAUAAAUAUAGUGGACAAGUUUGUGAAGGAGAGAGUUGAAGAGAAGAAAUUAAUGAAAGAAAAUGUGAAAAGGGACUUCUUGGAUGCAUUAUUGGAGUAUGAAGGUGAUGGCAAAGGACCUGAUAAGAUCUCAACCCAUAAUAUGCUCAUAAUAAUAUUGGAAAUGUUUUUGGCUGGGACUGAAACUACUAGUGGAACUACUGAAUGGGCGAUGACAGAGCUAUUCAGGAACCCAGAAUCAAUGAUGAAAGUCAAAGAAGAGCUGAAUCAAGUGAUAGGACAGAAAAGGAAGGUUAAGGAGAGUGACAUAGAUAAAUUGCCAUACUUACAAGCAGUAAUCAAAGAAACAAUGAGAUUACAUCCUGCAAUCCCAUUGUUAAUUCCAAGAAAUACAUUACAAGACACAAACUUCAUGGGCUAUGAAAUACCAAAAGACACACAAGUUUUUGUAAAUGCAUGGAGUAUUGGCAGAGACCCAGAUGCUUGGGAAGAUCCAUUGUCUUUCAAGCCUGAAAGAUUUAUAGGCUCCAAUAUUGACUACAAUGGCCAAAACUUUGAGUUGUUACCAUUUGGAUCAGGAAGAAGAAUUUGUGUGGGCAUACCAUUGGCUCACCGCAUAGUUCACUUUGCUUUAGCCUCUUUGCUUCACUGUUUUGAUUGGAAGCUUGACAUCUAUUCUGCUUCAGAUACACUAGACAUGAAAGAAAGGAUGGGAUUUACGGCUAGAAAGCUCAAACCACUGAAAGCAAUAGCGAAGAAGAAAACAGUUUCUGAAUAAACGAUCAAUUUUUCUUGUUAUUAUCAACAGGAAUUGUGCAAAACUCUAAAUUCCAAUUAGAGAUGAUCAUAUUCGUGUUCAAAUAAAGGAUUCGCUCUGUAUUUUAUUAAUUUCUCACAAUCAGAGAGCUAUAACAAAUCCCUUGCAUUUUUCUUGCAGGCUCAUGAAUAUUGAGAUGCAUCAAUAAUAUUUGCACGCUUUAGCUUUAUACUCAAUGUGAGGCAGCUUUGAAUUCCAUAUGAUUUC
Molecule: messenger RNA, 1847 nt
Organism: Jatropha curcas
Lineage: Eukaryota; Viridiplantae; Streptophyta; Magnoliopsida; Malpighiales; Euphorbiaceae
Source: RefSeq, a predicted model, not a curated record